UCCAUGCUGGUGCAAGCACCUAGCUCAUCGACUCGCCAUGGCGCAAGAUGACAGUGCUGGUCGAAGCUUUGACUUACCAGAGGCCUUCCUGGAUUAUCUCACGAGCACUCCUUACUCUGCUGAAGAAUAUCACGCUCUUCUUCAAAGCCCUGAGGAGCGCUACGUGCGCAUCCGCGACCCCACUCUCAGCCUCGCCACCAUCGCCCAGCGCCUCCAAGUCGACGUGACCGAGCUGGUCGAGGUGAGUUGGACGAAGCGCUUCGCGCAGCGACAUCCCACGCUCCGUGUCUUCCGGAUUCCUGAGACGGCGGCGGUGCGUCAAAGCGAUCUUUAUGACUCCGGAGACGUCUUCGGCGUGGACGCGUCCAGCAUCGCGUGUGUGGGGGCCUUGGAUCCGGAGCCCUGUGACCAUGUGCUGGAGAUUUGUUGCGCGCCCGGCACCAAGCUGUGUUGCUUGGCGGACCUGUGCACGGUCACUGGCGUGGAUAUCAAUCGCCAGCGACUCACGGUGGCUCGAAGCCAGGUGAAGCGAUGUAAGUUGAGCAACUCGGUCAAGGGCCUUUGGUUGGCUGAUGGUCGUUCUUGGGCUGGCGAUGGGCAGGAGUUGAUGUCCGAGGGCUUGACUCCACGAGAUCGCAAGCAGACGAGGAAGCGUCCAAAAGUUGAAGCCUUUGCUCCAGACGUCUUCGAUGGUGUUUUGGUGGAUGCUGAGUGUGCUCAUGAUGGAUCGCUGAAGCACAUUCGGAAGUUCUUUGACGAGCGAGGGAAAACCUCAAAGCUCCAAUCUUUGGAGGAGCACAUGCCUUGGCUGAGCGAAGCGAAAAGGACAGAACUGGCACAGCUCCAGUUUGAGCUGCUUUGCAGGGGUUUUCAGUUGCUGAAGGAGGGUGGAAAGCUGAUCUAUUGUACGUGCUCCUUCUCCGAGGCGCAAAACGAGGAGGUGAUCCGUCGCUUCUUGGCCCAGGAACCCAGGGCUCAGAUGGACCCAUUGCCCUGGGAGAUGCCCGAGAAUCCUGUGGAAAGGUCAACGCCGGAGCCGGAGCCGGAGAUGAACGGCACGUUGACUGCGCGGGUGCUGCUUGGGGGAGGGUCAGAGUCGCAGAAGACUUCGAGUGGGAAAAUCACUUACACCAGAUUACACCCAUCUGCUGACCAGACCAACACUUUCCAGAUCUUUUCGGUAGUGUGAGAGUCAAGAGGCCAGGGGUUCUUAUGGACCCCAUGAAUACCUCCACCAAGAAGAGAGGUAGCCAGUGACCUGAACUAGGACCCUACUGGGGUACCUAAUUAGGGGAUAGUCUAGUUCGGGUCCUUCAACCUCUGGCAGGUGCGGAAGCUCCUGCGAAGCCCAGAAGUGCCGUGUCGCCCGGCCUUCGACCUCCCACCGGGCACCGCGUGCCGCUUCGACCCGCAGCGCAGCGCCACGGGCGCCCUGUUCAUCGCGCGGCUGCGGAAAGAGCACGGCGGAGAGGGAGUGGGGGAGGGAUGGUGAGAAGGACUGACAGCUCGUGGUGGAUGGGAAGAAACAAAACACAAAGGGAAAGACUCAUUUUGGUGGGAACGUUGAUAUCAAGGAUACCUUAAGAUAAGAUGGCUUAACAUCAGCGUCAUGACGCUGGUGCAGUGCCAUUACAUGGCCAUUGCACAUCAUCUGAGUCCGAACCGGCAGACAGCGGAGGCUGAACAGUCCAAACCCCCUUCUUCAGACUGAAGGGAAUCACGCACGGAGGUUACUUCGAACUCUCGCACCUCGGGCGGGGAGAGAAUCGAACACCCACGGGGUUUCAAGGACCGGGUGAUGUUUGACCCAACCGAAGUUCAAUGACAAAGGUGGAUUGGACCCCAUGUUCUUGGAUGUUUUGAAGCAUGUUGAAGUCGCAGUGCUGGGACAUGUCGGUGGGGCCAAGCAUUGGUACAUUCACCUCUGGAAACGACCGAUGGAAGAGAUCCUGCACCACCAAG
Molecule: messenger RNA, 1962 nt
Organism: Durusdinium trenchii
Lineage: Eukaryota; Dinophyceae; Suessiales; Symbiodiniaceae
Source: the annotation of a GenBank genome assembly